Phytophthora sojae is the source of this 633-nucleotide messenger RNA. RefSeq lists its product as hypothetical. The record is from RefSeq and is a predicted model, not a curated record. The transcript is spliced from 2 exons. The annotation marks the transcript as partial. NCBI's taxonomy places the organism in Eukaryota, Oomycota, Peronosporomycetes, Peronosporales, Peronosporaceae.
UGGAGUGCAGCAGCAGCUCAGAGCUCUUCGUCGUCGUCGUCGUCAUCGCUAUCGUCGUCGGGUUCAAGGGCUUCGAAUACGACGGAGGCUGGCGACGUGACGCCGGCGGAGGUGCUGGCCCAGGACUGGUUCGAGGCCAACUCGGACGCGAACGUGACGUAUCUGGCGGUGGGGGUGGACUCGGCGCUCUCGAACAUCUCUGGCAGCGACGCCAUCUGCGGGAAGGGCGUGCCGUCGCUGCAGCGGCGUACGCCGAAUGAGCUGUCCAACGGCGGCUGUCCUGCCGUCUUCACGGCUCUGAAUGGGUCCUGCACGUGUCUUCCCGACUACAACAACUCCGAAUCCUGGGGGUUCUUGGUGACGGCAAGGACCUCGGAGGAGGAAUACGACUAUCCGCUUACUAUGAACGCGACGGAUGUGCUGCCCAUCGAUUCGAUUCGAACGCUCUUGGUGCCGUCGACGGUCGUAUCGAUAUCGAUUACAGGCGUGGGGGAGGAACCUCAAGCUAUCUCCUUCGUGCCGCAAGAUGUGGACUUGCCGGGAUCCGACAUCCCCAUCGCUGUGAAUGAAGAGGCUACUAGCGACGCCACCUCCAUCACAGCCGUGUGCGUACUACGAAUAUUACCGGUUUUC